UUUAAUGCCUUUUGUUCAGGCAUUAGCGGGGGGUCUCAGUCGUGGAAAAAGCGCCAAGUUCUACAGUCGCGGUUGUCAAGUUUGUGUAUAUUCAAAACGAAACCUCAUCGUAUUUUGCGAAAAUGUAACGCGUGCAUAAUAAGAUUCCUUAGUGAAUUGUUAAAAUGCCUGGACUGCAUAGUGAAGGUGGAGUGGUGGCUGCAGUUGGCAGUCCUGUGAAGAAGAGCAAACUUUCUCUAAAGUUCUUCCAGAAGAAGGACACCAAACGAGCCUUGGACUUCUCAGAGGCUCCGACAGAAGAGAACAGCACUGCAGAACCAGAGGAGACUGCUAAGUAUGGAAGUCAUGAACAGGUUGUGCCACUGCCUUGCCCUACAUCUCCUCUCACUUGUGAGAAGCGUGAGAGCCUGGUCCCCUUCGUUGGGCUUAAUAAUUUGGGGAACACUUGCUAUCUGAACAGCAUCCUUCAGGUCUUAUAUUACUGCCCUGGUUUUAAAGAGGCUAUCAAAUCUUUGUUUCACUUGGCUAAGAUGAAAGACAGACAGAAUGAAGAUGCCAAAAAUGAGGGGGACACUGGUGAGAACACCCUACCUGUUCCCAUGGAGCUGCUGGGUAGUUUCCACAGCCUUAUGUCUUCUGUGGAACAGCUGCAAUCUAGCUUUCUGCUUAACCCAGAAAAAUACAGCGACGGAGAGCUUGCCACACCACCUCGCAAGCUACUUAACACACUCAGACAGCUUAAUCCCAUGUAUGAGGGUUACUUGCAGCAUGAUGCACAGGAGGUGCUCCAGUGCAUCCUUGCUAACAUCCAGGAGGCCUGUGACAAUAUUAAAAAAGAGCAAACGGACAACCAAAAGGACAGCACAAUGAGCAAUGGAAUGGGAGAGUCUAACCACGAGGAUGAUGGCCAGUUGAGUGGAAAGAGGAAGAGCGACACAGAAGCAGGCAAUGCUAAGAAAAAAACGAAAUCUCAAAGCAAAUCAAAGAAAAGUGAGGAAAACGUGCCUAUGACACGCUCAAAACGAAAGUCCUCCAGCGACAUAACCCCAGAGAGUUCUGACCAGAGGAAUGGAACUGAGGAGCAAGAGGAAAAAGAGCAAGAGAAGGAUAGAGGGAGCACUACAGAGGACGAGAAGAAUGACAGUCCCCCAAAAGAGGCGGGCAAGAGGACAAGGAGAGGGAGGCUGGGCUGGUUAAAGCCAUCUGGGAAGCAGCCUAGCAUCUUCUCAAAGUUCCGCAGCAUGGGAAGAAUUACUUCACAUGUAGGAGGGAGAGGGGAGACCAAGGAGAAGUCCGAUUGUAAUGUCCAAGAGAAGCAGGAGAAGGAUACCUCAGAGAAUGAGAGUAGAACUCAAGAAGUUAAACAAAGGCUGGAAAAUAAUAAAGAGCAAUCUGGCCUGGAUGUGCUGAAGUGGAUGUUCCAGGGUCAGCUGGUGCUUCGGACACGCUGCCUGGAGUGUGAGUGUUUCACAGAGCGCAGAGAGGACUUUCAGGACAUCAGCGUACCUGUGCAAGAGAAGGACAAUAACUCCUCUGACUCUGACAAUUCUCAGAUUUCUCCAGAUCCCAAGCCUGAGCUGAAAACUCUGAAGUGGGCCAUAUCUCAAUUUGCAUCUGUGGAGCGGAUUAUGGGUGAAGAUAAAUAUUUCUGCGAGACCUGCCAUCACUACACAGAAGCUGAAAGAAGUCUUCUGUUUGACAAAACACCAGAAGUCAUCACAAUCCACCUGAAAUGCUUUGCUGCCAAUGGCUCCGAGAUGGAUCCUUAUGCUGGCCUUUCCAAGGUGAAUACUCCUCUGCAGACCCCUCUCAAGCUUUCCCUACACGAGUGGUGCACUCGGCCUGAUUCUCCAGACCAAAACCAUCAAUAUGAGCUCUUCGCCGUGGUCAUGCACAGCGGAGUAACCAUCAGCAGCGGUCACUACACCACUUACAUUCGCAUGAUGGAUCUCCAUCGCACACCUCUCAGGCUUCAGUCUCAGGAUGAAGAUCAGGACCAGGACCAAGACCGAGAGGAAGACACGAAGCAGAAGAAAGAGGAGGUACCUCAAACGGAGUACGAUGAUGGCGAGGUGUCCUUCAGCUUGCCUGGCAGAGGGCGAAAUGUGGCCAGAGUCAGCACGACAACAAGCACGUCCAGCAAAUCAGGAAGCAAGAGGUCCUCCGAGGGCGUUGGGCUUUUAGGAGGACAGAGAAGCGUCACCAGUUACGAGCUCAGCAACAGCAAUCAAACCAAUCCAGAGAAGACUUCCAGCUCAGCCGGUCGUGUCGCUGGUUCUUUGCUUCCGAAUGCAGUCAAGAAAGAGGCAGAGGAAGGAGUCGAUGCUAUGGGCGAUGGGACCGAGGUGACUUUUGACCUUGCUCUGCGAAACCUUUUGGACUUUGAGGGAAAGUGGAUGCUUUUUGAUGACUCCGAAGUGAGACUCUUUGAAGAAGAGGACUUCCUCAGAGCCUGUUCCCCUGAGACAUGCUCCACCUCAACGCCUUACCUGCUCUUCUACAAGAGAGUCUCUCAGUAAAAACAAGCUGAUGGGUAACAAAGUGUUAGUGGUAAGACUAAAAGUACGUUUGCAGGCAACUGGAAAAGCAAGUGAGGAUGUGUUAUUAGUCGAUGUGUAUGUUUGAGUAACAAGUGUCAGUGAAAAGCCGAAGUGAAUCUUUCAAGGCCAUGACAUUUGUUUUGUCUAUCUUCUUGUUCAGUGAGUCGGUGUAAUCAGCUUUUCAGAGAUCUUCAUGCAGACGCACCUUGGCACUUACUGUAGUGCACGUGACCAUUUUCAUAUACUUUUCAAGCAUUCCAUAGAAGCUCUAAAGAAUAGCACAAAACGACUUCUUGUGCGUUGAAAUUUUAUAUAUUUUUUUAUAAGAUCGAUUCUUGAUUGUUUGGGUUUGUCUCAAGUAUAAAUAAAUUUUUGAUGUCCUUGUUUUGGAGGGUAUUACAAAUAGCUUAAAAUAGCUUUUUUUUUUAUACUAGAAAGCACAGGCAAUGUGUUUUGUUCCUUGCUUCAGACUAUUUGCACACAGAAUCAAAUUUAGUUUGAAAGGUGGGCAACCUCGAAAGUAUAAUUUGCCUAUAAAUGACCGCAGGGAUAAAGUGACCUAUUUUUCUAGGUUUGUAGUUUAUCAGCCAUACCUCAGUCCAGUCUAAGAAGCUUUUCUUCUCAUGUUGUGAGCAGGCCCUGCUGUUACACCAAGAUUUCUGAGCAAUAAAUAGAACAAUUCACGGGAAUCUCUUGCGUUCUGAGGCAGGGAAAAUGUAAAUAUUUUUCUAUCACUUGGUUAUGUAGAUUGUUAUUUGCCACAUUAAAAUACCAACAUGUUAAAAAAAAAAAAUGUUUUGGAGUUUUUUUUAAUAAGAAACGGGAAUGGGUAUUAGAGUAUUUAUUUAGUAAAAUAUUUAAAGUAAACAAAAGGUACAUAAAACUACAUAAUGCUGAAAAAAAACGUAUCACCUUUUUUGCUUUUUCUGCAAGGAUUAAAUAAACUCUUAAGUUGUACCGUAACUAUUAAAAAUGCAAUGGGAUGAAGUAAAAAAAUUUAA
Molecule: messenger RNA, 3541 nt
Organism: Puntigrus tetrazona (Sumatra barb)
Lineage: Eukaryota; Metazoa; Chordata; Actinopteri; Cypriniformes; Cyprinidae
Gene: usp1
Product: ubiquitin specific peptidase 1
Exons: 9
Coding region: 165-2519 (784 amino acids)
Biological process (GO): regulation of DNA repair; protein deubiquitination
Cellular component (GO): nucleus; cytosol
Molecular function (GO): cysteine-type deubiquitinase activity; cysteine-type endopeptidase activity
Source: RefSeq, a predicted model, not a curated record